Molecule: messenger RNA, 4254 nt
Organism: Symbiodinium sp. CCMP2592
Lineage: Eukaryota; Dinophyceae; Suessiales; Symbiodiniaceae
Source: the annotation of a GenBank genome assembly
AUGGGAGUGCCGAGGCCUGUGAACCCGCCACAGCAGCAGGCACAGAACGUCCCGGCACAGCAGCAGGCACAGAACAUAAGCAGGAGCCCGCCGUGGAAACCUGUGCCUGGCAAGAGCGAGGAGGUCCCGCCUCCCCCGGCUGUGGACUUGACUGAAGAAGACGGUGAAACGGCACCGAAGUCCCCACAGCCGAAGGCACGGCCCAUCAAGAUCCACAAGAUUGCCAUGUUCCCCAUUGAUUGGGGGAAGUCGGCCUUGGAGAUCUUUGCCCGGGUCGUUCCCUUGGUCACCAUGGAGCCGCUGCCCACAGAGGCCGCGAGCGGUGCUGGAAGCUCCACGGACCACCUCCUCAACAAGAGGAAGAAACCCUCGUCCGAGGACAAGAGCGAGGACAAGGGCGAGCCGGACGAGAAGACGCACGACGAGGACGACAAGGACAAGAAGGCCGAGAAUGACAAGGCCGAGAAGAACGAGAAGCACGAGGCCGAGAUCAAGGGCGACGCGGACCGCAGGCACCGCAGGGACCGCAGGGAUGGCAAAGAGAAAGACCGCAAGGAUCGCAAGGAGAAGGACCAUGGCAAGGGCGGCGAGGACAACGAGGAGCCCACCCCAGAGACCAGUCUGGAGAAGAAGUUCCAGGGCAAGUCCUCCCGCAAGCUGGAGGAGGAGCUCUACAAUGCGAAGAGAUCGCGAGGUGGGCGGCUGACGCACGAGCAUGUUCUCAAUCCCUGUCUGUUCCAGGAGGCAAAUGGGGAUGUCCGGAGCCUCGUUUGCCAACGGGCUGAACAGAAGACGCCCGAUUCGAAAGAGAAGUCAGCGGCCAAGGCUCUGUCUGAGGCUCCUAGGAAGAGAAAGGCCGAGGCUGCUGAGCCUUUGUCGUGUGUGAAGCCCCGUCGUCUUGAGUUUGGUUCUGGCGAGAGGGAGAGGCACGAUUCCAGGGAGGAUGGUGCCGGCGACUCCAGUUCUGAGAACCGCGACGAGGAUGACGAGGAGACCUUGCCACGGCCGGCCACAAAGGCUUUGGAGGACCUUCUCAAUGAGGAUUCGGAUCUGUUCAAGGACAAGUUCGCAUUGGCUGUCCCGGCGGAAGCUCCCGCCAGCACCCCGAACAUCCCAGCCAUCAUGGAUGGUUCUGCCGAGGGUUCUAAAGGUGCUUCCUGGGAUCAGCUCCCCCGUGUCAUCCGCUCAAAGUUGGAGAAGAUAGACUCGGAUUUGAUUGAUGCCCUACCGACCUGCUUGUCUUCGUCGGACUUCCCUCACUUUCUGGAUAUCCUCCUGGCCGAGGACAUUUUGAACCUCAACGAUGCGGUGGAGUUCGUUUCGGAACUGGGAGGACAAUGGCUGGAUAACUUGGGCGAGCAGAGCAAGACUAUCCAAGCUAAGAUGACAUUGAAGGGUAGAAAGCAACUUUCGACGUGGCCCGAGAUGUUGAAGGCAGCCCAGCAGGAUGUCGACGUCAACGAGGGCGAAUCGGGAGAAGUACCCAAGGUGUGCCCGCCCCAUAACUGCAGCAGCCCACCGCCCGACACGGAUGGACACGUGGCUGGCCCGAAAGAUUCGGGAGCUCGGCGAGCGACUGGGAACAUGACUAUCGUCAAGCAGCUUACAGAAGCAUGGCUGGUGGAGCUGCAAACACACAUCAUCCGAGCCUCUGACUACAAGGGCAAGCUGCUGGUCUCGGGCUCCGAGGUGAAUUUGGAAGCCUGGGCCGCUACCCUAGAAUUCUUGGGGGUCCACCGAAGGUGGCAAACAACGAAGUUGUUCACGCCUGCGACGCAGCUGGCCAGCGAUUUUCUCUACAGGUACUGGCAAAACCACGCAGACAAACAAAGCAACAAUUGCGGGCAGGAUCUGAACCAGCAGACGUUUCGGUCGCUGGAGCUCAUAGUGGAUGCAUCCCCGAAGGGGAAGCUGGAUGUCUGGUCGCCGAUCGGCUUUGCUGGCAGAGUCGCAGCGGCCUUGCCGCUUCAGCGACUGAGUGCUCUGGCUAUCAGCACUGCCAGUGUGCAAACAAAGAUGCAAGAAGGCCAGAAGAUCAUUGACAAGUUUGCUGAGACUGGAGAGAAUCAAGCCAAGUUGAAGAAAAUGCACCUGGGCAGCACCAAGACACGGCCGAAAGCCAUAAGCAGCAUCCGCCAGAAGAAGCUUUCUGCCAGAGAGCAGAUGAGGGCAUGCAUGCACGUGUUGUCGGUUCUCGACCUGGAGCUACUGGUCGGAGAUAGUUUUCUUCGUCCGUUGGACGCACAAAAAGGCGAGAAAAGGAUGGUGGAGGACGGCAAAGCUUGGCUGUGGGACCCGUCCACAGGGGAGGCAGCUUGGGAUUGCCUCACCCCGAGGCACCAGUCCAACCUCAGACUCGUCUUGGCUCCAGACGAGGGGUCUACCCUCUGGUCUGCAUUCACCUUCCUUGCCUCCCAAAGCUUCAAGGUGAAUUUUGUUCGUGAUGAAUUGUCAACGCACAAGUUGCAAAACCACUAUCUACGAACGCUGCAGUGCAACAAAGCCGUGAAGAGAACCUGGCGACUCAGUGAGUGGUUGAUGAAAGCCAAAAAAGGUCCUUGGGCCCAUUCUGAGGAUUUGCUACAGGAGCUCUUUGCUUCGUCCAUUUUGGCAGAGAAUGGCUGGGAUCCAAACGCCGAAGGCACUCACGCAUUUGAGAAUGUUUGCAGCAUUGGUAUCAACCCUUUCGCAGACAUGGGGGUGGCUGCCACCGGAGACGACGGGCAACAGUACAACCGCAUCAUGGACUGCUGUGUCCGGGCCCUUGUUGACGAGGAGGCCCACAAGCUCUUCGAAAGCCUUCAGUUCUUCACCGAGGGCCUGGGCCCGCAAGGCAUGGCUUCGAUGGCUAUGAUGUCAGACCUCGACGUGCACGGUCUUGCUACUCGCUCCCCUGCCUGCCUAAGUAAGGAGUUACGAGUGGCGAAGCGACGAUGCAGUGUGCAACAAGACCUCCUCCGAGACCACUUGGACCUUUGCCUCGUUACUUUGUACGAACUCGGGUCCUACCAACUGUACCUCACGGCUGCUCCGGCUUCGAGCGCCUGUCUCCUACUGGAAGAGUCCACAGAAGUCUCCGACCUGGAGGCCGUGCAGUCCAAGGUCCUGCAAGCCCUGAAGUUUGAGUGGGCGACUGUGCUGUCGAUGGAAGCGAGUAAGAACACAGCCGACCUACUGCACAAGCUUUGCCCACAUGUGAAGUGGCAGGUUUACCGUGAGACCCUGGUUGGUCUGGAGUCUGAUGGAUUCCAUUUGACCCAAACCGUUCGUGACCUAGUGAUGGCAUGGUUUCCACGGCUUAGCUUUUCUGCCAAUGUGGAGGAGCAGUUUUCUUGCAUGCAAGACAGUGUCAAACGUGGCUCGAAGGGUGGGACGGCUGGGAUCACGAAUCUCAGUACGGUGGGGGUCAAAGCUCUCUACUCCAAGAUGCUGGACGGACCCGGCCAAGCCGCUUCUGUGAAACUACAAGACUGUGACUGGGAAGGGACGACGGUGCGAGCUUUGAAACAGAAGUUGUUCCAGCCGGAGACCUUCACUGGAAGCCAAGAUCUGCAUUUGGACACCAUUCUGUCUAGUGCAUCCGGCACGUCGGCUCACCAGCACAACAAGGGGACCUUGAACUACAUGAAAGCUUUUCUCGAGGCACUGAAGCUACGCGAGAUCGAGUUGAGCUUUCACGGGGAGCUGCCGCCCGAGACAAUCGACGAGAACAGUGUUGCCAAAAAUGUGGCCCGGUGGGAAGCAGAGGAUUGCCUGAAGGCAGUUCUGCAGCUCAAUGAAGUGAAGCAGCACAUAUCCGAAAAGGAUGUUCAGGACAUCGGGAAGAUGUGUGAGGAAAUGGAUGCGAAGCGGCGAAACCGCAGUGCAAAUGCAGAGCAAGAAGAUGAUGAUGAUGAGCAGCCCGAGGCUUUCGAGCUCAUGGAGGAGCCAGAUCCUACUUUGGCUGCAGCCAACGAGCUUUUGGCUUUGAUCGGAGAUGAUGAUGAGGAGGAGCUGCCUCUUGCUGAAAGGGGAGACGCUGCUGACGCCGCCAAUACACUUCGUGAGUCCAGAAGGUUGUUGACCGGCAAGUUCAACAACAAGGGUUCUUGCUCCGCGAGCUACAAUGAUGAGCUUCCCAAGGAGGAGGUCGAUUUGGCAAAGGUCGAAACAAAAUCGCUGGCACCAGAGAAGCGGUCGCAGUCGCAGGCAUACUAUAUGACCUGGACGUGGGCCAACGAGGCCAUGAAGGACAAGCGGCGAAGGACGCAGUGA